Molecule: messenger RNA, 5190 nt
Organism: Drosophila miranda
Lineage: Eukaryota; Metazoa; Arthropoda; Insecta; Diptera; Drosophilidae
Gene: pbl
Product: protein ECT2
Exons: 11
Coding region: 648-4580 (1310 amino acids)
Biological process (GO): regulation of cytokinesis, actomyosin contractile ring assembly; activation of GTPase activity; mitotic cytokinesis
Cellular component (GO): nucleus; cell cortex
Molecular function (GO): guanyl-nucleotide exchange factor activity; GTPase activator activity
Source: RefSeq, a predicted model, not a curated record
UUCCUUGUCAAAAUUGUUAAAUUGUCAUCUAGACAGCUGGAAAAGUGAAAAUAUUAUUUUGUUUUACGGGUGCGACGUAAACGAGAAAGUUUCUCCAAAUUAUUUCAGUAAUCGGAAGAUUCAUAUACAGCUCACAAGUCACAGCUGGGAAAUAAAAGUGCGAGUGAGACGAAGACGAACCGGACGUGCUUGGCCGUUGAAUUUUGAUUUUUAGUUUCGACGCGCAGCCGUGGCGCGUACCCUGGCAGAGUGCAAGCCGCUUAAAUGGUUUAUCUUUUAGUUGUUGCAAUUUUUUGAAAGAAUUCCGAGGUGCAAGUGUGUUAAUAGUAAAUAUACAGCGACGGACGCUGCCGCUGAACUCACCCCUUUCCCGUGUCCCCGUUCGCCGGCUGUUCCUUUUUUUUUUUUUUUUAUUUGUGUGUGUGUGUACGCGCACUUUGUUCUUUUGCGCGCCGCUUUUUAAUUGAGCAAUUGACAAAAAAGAUAUUAAACAAAACGAUGCCCUGGCAAUGGAUGACGCAUGCAUGAGCGGGCCAGGCAUCAAUAGUUCACAAAAUUGACGGUUACAAACUAGAUAAUUCCGAAAAACUCCUUGGGUUUGUUUUUGACUGUGUGUCCGUUUUCGUGUGCGUGAAAUCUUUAUCGAAAUGGGAACUAUUGAGGAGCAAUCAAAAUGCGAGAUGUCCAUUACAACGCUGCCCCCACGGAUCUGCCUGGUGGGCAACGCUGGCCAGGACGCGGACACGCUGCUGGCAGCCAAAAGCUUCGGCCUGCCCGUUAUAACAUCAGACUCUGGUCUGGACACCGCCGACAACAAGAAAUGGCGGACCUUCUACGUGAUGGAGGACUUUGAGGGCGACACCUUUCAGACGCUGCACAAGCAGAAGGAAUGCAUUCUGGGCCCGCCCGCUUUGAAGUACGCGGCAGAGAUGAAGCAGACGCUGGGCCACAACUCGCGGCCCAUUUACAACUACGCGAUGCGCGGCGUCGUCACUUGCUUCACGGGCAUACGCAAGAAGGAUGAGCUGCUGAAACUGGUGCACCUCAUCCACUCCAUGAGCGGCUGCAUCAAGAAGGACAUGAACCCCAAGACAACACAUUUGAUUUGCAAACACAGCGGCGGCGUCAAGUACCAAUACGCCAAGACCUUCCGUUUGAGUGUCGUUCGCCCCGACUGGGUGUACGAUGCCUGGACGGAUCGCGACACCGUGCAGUUCGAUGCCACGCAGGACGUCUUCACCAAGAACCACCGCCUGAAGGUGUUCGAGGGCUAUAGGGUCUGCUUCUUAGGCUUCUCCGACGAGGAGCACCAGCACAUGGUCGACGUGCUGCUGGAGAACGGCGGCGUCUGUGUCGAACUGGGCGAUCCCGAGUGCUCGCAUGUUGUGAUUCCCAAUAUGGGCGCUGUACUUAAAAGAACUAAAUCUAGCACUGAUACUAACCCAAGCACAAGCACAAGCACAAGCACAGGCUUAGGCUCACUAACUAACCCUCAACCACAACCACAACCACAUCCACAUCCACAACCACAACCCACCCCCACAACAAGCGUCGGCGGGGAGCCACGCCCCCCCCAGACACCCACAUCAUCGCUAGGCAGCGCGCGGGCAGCAGGCGGGGCGGCAAACGAACACGAACCCAUGGAUGAGGCGAAGAUCGAUAGUGCAGGAGGAGUCGGAGGACGCAUGGAGCGGGCCCUGGAGCAGGCGCUCGAGGAGAAGGAGAACGAGCGGCAGCCCAAAGAGGACGAGGACGAGGACGAGGACGAAGACGAAGACGAGGACGAAGACGAGGACGAGGAGGACAUCUUCUCCGACGAGCGUCUCUUCGUGGAGACGGCACCUGUCCUGAACAAUGCUGGCGACGACCAGCUGCCAGAGUCCGACGAGGACGAAGAGCCUCAGCCGCAGCCGGACCCUGAGGAUGUCCAGGCCUGCACUCCGAAGACCAGCAAGCCGCGCAUCCGCCUCACCACGGCCAUGCCCACUCAGACGCGUAUCAGUAGUUCCACGACCAAAAAGGCGACGAUGGGAAUGGCGAAGGCGUUGGACUUUCAGAGCCGCACGCCCAACAUAUCCCCCAUCCUGAAGGCCAUCGACGAGUGUGACAUGGAGACGGAGCCAGCCACUGAGAAUGAUUUCAAGCGAAAGCGCAUCGACAGCCUGUCCCUGAUGUCGGCGGACUCGUGCGUCCUGCCGGCGAGCACCAAGAAGCCCAAGCUGACCCGUCACGGAUCCAUCUCGCGCACCCUCCGUCGCUCCGUGAGCUUCGUGGCCGAGCCGCUCAAGAAUGUGCUGCGGCCGCGGCGCAGCUCGAUUGCGGCGGCCGAUGCCUCCACCAUUCUGGGCAGCGAGGAGGCCGAGUGCUCCUACGGGACGCCGCAGCCCAUGGACAGCGGCUUCAAGACUCCGAAGCGGCCCAAGCAACGAUCCUCUGCCACGCCGAAGAACUCCAAGCGCCUCUUCGGCCCCAUCUCUGGUAACGCCCCCUCCCCCAGUCCCAGUCCCCAACUCCCCCUCAAUCCCACUGCAAAAGCCAGCUGCGAUACCAACGACACCUCAUACACAUUGACACCGUCAACCACAACGACAUCGUCAUCGAUCAUGGCUUUCUGUGCUGCUCCAGUCGUCGUCAACGCAUCAUCAUCGUCGUCCGCUGCUGCUGCUGCUGGACAUAGCGCGGUUCAAGAUAUUAAAGAAGAAGAUUCCCCCGAAGGGUCGACACGCGAGCCCAUGCAAAUGGUGGUGGACGAGCACACGACCGUCGCGAAGCCCGUCCCCAAGAGCUAUCGCACACACAUCCUGAAAUCAGACUGGUUCUGGUAUACCAUACAGAAUGGCUAUGCCAACGAGACGGACUAUCUGUUCGGAGACUAUCUGGAACGCAUUUCGAAUACCCCGAACACGGACCGUCGUGACUCGCUGCCCGUCAGCUUUAACAAGAGGAAACGCAAGCGUUUGUCGCAGCGCAUCCAGCUGGAUGACACGCCGCUGGGCUCGGGCAAGCGACGCUCCUCUGUGUCGGAUGCCGGCCUUCUGUCCGGCUCCAACAGCCUGUUCGACUGCACCACGAGUCCGGAAAAACUGCUGGACAGCGACGACAAGCCGCUGCUGCACUCCGAGCCGGAGCCCAUCGAUGUCACGCCCGUCAAGAGAUCCAUGCGCUUCAACCACUUCAUGGACUUCUUCACCACAGAAUCCAACUAUGUCGGCAUACUGGAUACCAUUUUGAAUCUCUUUAAGAACAAACUGGAGAAAAUGGCGGAGACGAAUGAUCCGCUGCUGAACAAGUCGGAGAUCAAAUCGGUGUUUGGCAACUUUCUGCCCAUCCACGAGGUGCACCAGAGCAUGCUGGAUCAUCUGCGGUUGCUGCAUGCCAACUGGCGCGAGGACUGCCUCAUCGGGGACAUCAUCAUCCGUCACCAGGAGGAGCUGAUCAAGGCGUAUCCGCCGUACGUGAACUUUUACGAGCAGACGAAGGAGCAGCUGCAGUACUGCGACCGCGUGUACCCCCGCUUCCAUGCGUUCCUCAAGAUCAACCAGACGAAGCCCGAGUGCGGCCGCCAGAGCCUGCAGGACCUGAUGAUCAGGCCCGUGCAGCGCCUGCCCAGCAUUAGUCUGCUGCUCAAGGACAUCCUGAAGCACACGGGCAGCAGCAAUGCGGACCACGAGAGACUGGAGGAGGCCCUGAAGUCCAUCAAGCAGGUGACGCUGCACAUCAACGAGGACAAGCGGCGCACCGAGUCGCGCAUGGCCAUCUUCGAUAUAUUCAACGAUAUCGAUGGUUGUCCGGCGCACCUCGUCAACUCCAACCGCAGCUUCAUCGCCAAGUGCGAGGUGAACGAGCUCUCCGACUCGUUGAGCGGGCGGGGAGACAGCCUCCUGCUGUACCUCUUCUCCGAUUCCAUCGAGCUGUGCAAGCGACGCUCGCGCAGCUUCAACACCGUCAAGUCCCCGGGCACCGGCAAGCCGCACAAGCACCUCAAGCUGCUAUCCCUCAACACGAUCCGCUUCGUGAUCGACAUCUCGGACAGCCCGCGCGCCUUCGGCCUGCUGCUGCGCGGCGAGAAGGAGAAGCUAUACACGUUCACCAUCAACGACGAGGACAAGAAAAGCUACAUAAAGAAGCUCUGCAACCAGAUAGCCGCCCACAUGUGCCGCACGGACGCGGACAACCUGCUGCUCUGCCACUCCUCCCAGGAGCUGGACGUGGACAUCAGCGAUGUGAAUGUCAGCACGCUGAGCAAGGCCUUCAGGCUGGCAGCCAAGACGCGCCUGAAGGUGGGUCGCGCCUUCUCCUUCAACAAGACCCCAAACAAGCUGAAACGAGCCGUUUCCACCAUGAUGACCUCGCCCUUUGGCAGCAGAAACUCCUUGACGCCCUCCUCCCAGCUGGCCCAGAUGCGUUUGGCAGCAAACAGCUGCAAAAAUAUUAGUGAAGUGCCCGAUGGAGACGAUUGCUCCAGCAUGAGAAGCAUCUCCCCAUCGACGCAGUCGGAAACGCUGGUGGUGCCCCCAAUGUCUGUGGAGCCCACGCGCAAGAACAAGGCCGGCGUGGGCGGCACCGUGGGCCGCAUUUAGAGUCUGGAUCGAGUCGGAGCGCCUCCCAAUAUCUCUCCCAAUUCCAUACCACACAACUCGAGGCAUCUUCGAAUUCGUAAUCUUACAGACAACAACAGAGAACACAUCAGAAACAGAAACAGACGCAGAAAUUAAUUGUAUCUUUUUUUUUUAAAUUUUUUUUUUUUCGUUUAAAUUGUUUAGAUCGUAGAACAUAUGUAUCGUUAAGUUUGUUGCUUGUCGAUGAGCAACAGAUGGCAAAUGUUGAAGCGUUUGCCGCCACUCACCAUCGACCAUCGAAUAUCGAAUAUCGAGUAUCGAAUAUGAUUAUGAUUAUGACCGAUUAUAUGAUCCAACUGUAAAUAGUUAUCCCUCCCUCUCUCUCUCUCUCUCUCGAGAAAGAGAGAGAUGCGUACAUGUAAACCCGUAAUCGUUUCAGUGUCACCACACAAUCGUAGAGUAGUGUCUGAAGAUCGAUCUCCGAUUUUCCAUCAAUUGAUCGACCGAUCGGUCGGCUUUAUUGCCACACGACACACUGCAACACACACUGCAACAAGCUGUGAAUGUUUACUGAGUAAAUUUUACAAAAAAAUAUUAGAUUUCAUAAUAAAACAAGAUUACUUUUACACAA